Messenger RNA from Cryptococcus amylolentus CBS 6039, 1598 nucleotides. RefSeq lists its product as hypothetical. Gene Ontology annotation, molecular function: asparaginase activity. Bases 233 to 1255 code for a protein of 340 amino acids. Lineage: Eukaryota; Fungi; Basidiomycota; Tremellomycetes; Tremellales; Cryptococcaceae. The record is from RefSeq and is a predicted model, not a curated record. The transcript has 6 exons.
AUCGGCGUAUGACACUUUACCCAAGCAUUUCAGCUCGAGCUAGCGUGGUAUACCCUCGGUAGAGCUCUCGGGUAAGACCUGUCGGGGAGCUGACCCGAUGCUACGGAGGGUGCUCGUUGAAAAGAGACAAUCGGGGACUGUAUUAUGGACGAGGGUGCCGGUCUAUAUAGCAUAUAAAAGGCUGGCGUAAAAGAAAAUGACUUGACAGCAUCCCCCAUCUGUACUCUUCAUCAUGCUCGCCAAGCACCUAUUCGUGGCCACCGUGUUCACUGCCGCCGCCAUGGCUAGGCCCUUGCUCAAUAUCAAGAGGGACGACUUUGGUCUCGAGUGGAUGACCAAGGACGGAUCAUCUUCCUCUCUGCCCAAGAUUGUUCUCUAUGAUACCGGCGGUACCAUCGUUCAGGCAUCCAACUACUCUCGUCUCGAUAACAUCAAUUAUGGCGACGGCGUUUCUCCCACAGCCCAGGAGCUCGUCAGCAACUAUAGCGAGAUUCUCGACAUCGCGCAGAUCGCCUUUUUCCAUUUCCCUGCAUCGAGCGACAGUGCGGGGCUCAACAGUACCGUCUUUUUCAACGUCAGCCAAGCUGCGAAUCGACAUUUGUGCUCGCCCGAUUCAGAGAUUGCCGGAGCGGUUUUGAUCGGAGGUACCAACACCCUUGAAGACACGUUCUUUGGUGUCGACCUCACUCUCAACUGUUCCAAGCCGUUUGUCACGACAGGUGCUAUGCGUCCUCAGACUUACAUCUCUCAUGACGGUCCUUCCAACUUGUACCAAGCCUUCGCCGUGGCCGCCGACCCUGAGGCUUGGAACCGUGGAGGUCUCGUCGUAUUCAACGACCGCAUUUCCUCGGCCUUUUACACCAUGAAGACGGACGGCAACACUGUCGAUACUUUCAAGGCACUGGAGCAGGGCAAUUUGGGUACUUGUUUGGGAGGCCAGCCGUACUGGUUCUUUGAGCCCAGCUACCCAGUGGCGAGAGGGCACUUCGACCUGCAAGCGGCCGGACUGACUAGCGGAGACGAGCUCCCUAGUGUCGCGGUACUGUUUGGUUCUCAGGGCUUUGAUGCAUCCUUGAUGUACGCUGCUGUCGCCAAUGGAGCCAAGGGCAUCGUGGUCCAGGGAUCCGGUGCCGGCAAACUUUCACCCAACGCUGUGACUGCUGCAGCCGACUUGAAGGAAAAAGGCAUCCCCGUGGUUGCCUCUCUCCGACCCGUCACUGGUGCUUCCGUCCCCCCACCUUACGUGACCUCGUAGCGAGUCACUGCUUGAGCCCCAACAGGAAGAAGCUGAACCCUUUUAGCAUUUCGUCUGGGUACAUGCAGGCCGGCAAGUCCAGAGUCCAGCUCCAGCUCUGCCUUGCAGUCGGAGCUGGUUGGGAUGGAUGCCAAGAAGCCUUUGAGAAGGAUAUGCGCGCGGCGAUCUACAACAGUGUCACUACAUACUAUUAUUAGGCGACUGAUCGUAAGCGUGGUGUUUAGGUAGAGUACUGUACAAGAGUCAACUCUCGAGUACUUGGUGAGGGUAGAAAAGUAUAAUAGAUUCGAAUCGUGAAUUAUAAUGAGCCUUGCGUAGAACAUGUAUAGAUGCAGCAAGCACA